GCGUCCCCGAACGACACGUGAACGAAACUACGCAUGCGCGUGGUAUGUGUGUAGCAAUAACGAGGAAGUGUUUGAAACGAGAGAAACCUGCAACUGCGCGUAUUUGUGCUCAGGCUUUUCAGUGACAAUGGAUUGGAUUGGAUUUGGUUAUGCUGCAGCCAUCGUUUUUGGAGGAUUUAUGGGAUACAAAAGAAAAGCCAGCGUCAUGUCACUAAUGGCAGGUUUAGUUUUUGGUGGAUUAUCUGCUUAUGGGGCCUAUAACAUCUCCAAUGACCCAAAGGAUAUCCAGGUGUCGUUCCUUUCUGCAGGACUCCUCUCAGUUAUCAUGGGAAUGAGAUACAAGAAAUCAGGAAAAUUACUGCCUGCAGGCAUUAUGGCAGGAUUGAGUUUGUUGAUGGUGUUUCGUCUGUUGCUCCUGACCAUGAAGUGACGCAGAGGGCAACGCCGACUGACCUGACAACCCUCGAAAAUGUUGAUUGAACAGAUCUGGUUUUAAAGAAGACUUUAUCUCAGAGACCUUAGACAUAAAAAAAAAGAAGUCUGAGUUUCUUGUUUGUGAGCUCGUCUAUGAUUGUGCAUCUUCCGUCUUCAUUAAUUUUCAUGAAUAAUAAAAUCCCGGCAGAGGAAACAGAUCUGUGUCAACAUCUUGGGUGCUAAAAAUUUAAAACAAGCUUACAGAAUUAAAUCUACCAUCUUUGCUUCUCACUCAGAUUUAAAUAAAAGUGAUCAAGUUGGUGUGUUCCGGGGGAGAGGUAGCCUAGUGGUUACGGAGGUGGGCUUAAACCUAGAGGACCCGGGUGUACCGCUGUUUAGCAAGGACCUUACACACACCCUCUCCCCUCUGGCCACUGGAAAAAUGGGAGCUGCUGUUCUUUGUAUUAAAGUAGAGGAUUAAUUUGUGUUUUAUAAUAAAACUGACUAAUAAAGAUUAAUAAAAAAAAUGUUUUCAAAAUUUUUUAUGAAGAUAAAAUGAAAUAAACAUGAUUUUAUUUCUUUA
This is a messenger RNA of Cololabis saira (Pacific saury), 997 nucleotides long. It is a transcript of the gene tmem14a, whose product is annotated as transmembrane protein 14A. Gene Ontology annotation, biological process: regulation of heme biosynthetic process. Bases 128 to 430 code for a protein of 100 amino acids. The transcript has 5 exons. The record is from RefSeq and is a predicted model, not a curated record. Lineage: Eukaryota; Metazoa; Chordata; Actinopteri; Beloniformes; Belonidae. Gene Ontology annotation, cellular component: mitochondrial membrane.